AUGCAACGCCGGUGCGAACGGGACGCGAAGAAAUGGAAAGAAAGUGAACUCGAAUUGCCCAUUAAGUUCAUUUGCCGCAAGGCGACCACGGUGGCGGUCACGGCGGCGGCCACGGAGGUGGUGGAGGUUACGGAGGCGGUUUCGGAGGUGGACACGACGAUCACGGCUUCGGAGGCGGCGGAGGAUACGGCGGCGGUGGUGGUGGCCAUGGAGGCGGACAUGGCGGCGGUGCCUCGCACACGAUUGUUCUUAGCGGAGGUGGCGGUCACGGAGGCGGUCAUGGAGGUGGUUACGGCGGAGGAUUCGGUGGUGGACAUGGAGGAGGAGGAGGAGGAGGUUACGGCGGUGGUCAUGGCGGUGGACAUGGCGGUGGACAUGGAGGCGGCCACGGAGGCGGAGGCCACGGUGGAGGUGGCUACGGAGGCGGCGGUGGAUUCGGAGGAGGAUUUGGCGGAGGUCACGACGAUCACCACGGCGGUGGUGGUGGAUUCGGAGGCGGAGGAGGCUUCGGAGGUGGAUUUGGUGGAGGUCACGAUGACCACCACGGCGGCGGCGGCGGAGGAGGAGGAGGAUACGGAGGCGGUGGUGGUUUCGGAGGUGGAUUUGGCGGCGGUCACGACGACCACCACGGAGGCGGCGGAGGAGGAUACGGAGGCGGUGGUGGAUUUGGCGGCGGAAGUGGAUUCGGAGGAGGACACGACGAUCACCAUGGCGGUGGUGGCGGAGGAUACGGAGGCGGCGGCGGCGGCGGCGGUUUUGGAGGUGGAUUUGGCGGAGGUCACGAUGAUCACCACGGCGGCGGCGGAUUUGGAGGAGGUGGUGGAUUCGGAGGCGGACACGGCGGUGGAUUCGGUGGAGGAUCAGGAUUUGGAGGCGGUGAUCACCAUUCGCACGGAGGAGGAGGAGGAGGCGGAUAUGGUGGAGGCGGCGGCCACGGAGGCGGAGGCAUUAUACACGAUCACCUUUCUGACGGUGGCGGUCACGGAGGAGGUUUCGGAGGCGGUCACGGAGGAGGACACGGUGGUGGCCACGGCAGUAGUUUUGGAGGGUAUCCGUAGUGUUAAAUGUAUGCCAUUAAUAGACAUGUCGGCGGCCGGAGCGCUCAGUACCUCCUUUGCCACGGUAGGGGUAUGUUGCUCUUUUACGAAUAAAAAAAACACGAUAGUAAUUCUUGAUGAAACUCAUCUCAUCUUCAUAAAUGAAUGGUAG
This is a messenger RNA of Phyllotreta striolata, 1209 nucleotides long. The record is from the annotation of a GenBank genome assembly. Lineage: Eukaryota; Metazoa; Arthropoda; Insecta; Coleoptera; Chrysomelidae.